Fusarium odoratissimum NRRL 54006 is the source of this 2168-nucleotide messenger RNA. RefSeq names its product 60S ribosomal protein L7. The record is from RefSeq and is a predicted model, not a curated record. The coding region runs from base 134 to 880 and encodes 248 amino acids. Gene Ontology annotation, cellular component: cytosolic large ribosomal subunit. Gene Ontology annotation, biological process: maturation of LSU-rRNA from tricistronic rRNA transcript (SSU-rRNA, 5.8S rRNA, LSU-rRNA). The transcript has 3 exons. Gene Ontology annotation, molecular function: structural constituent of ribosome; RNA binding. Lineage: Eukaryota; Fungi; Ascomycota; Sordariomycetes; Hypocreales; Nectriaceae.
AAACCCUACAGGGACCCACCGGAAAUUUCGGCUGAAAAUUUCUCUUAGCAAAAAGGCUGGCGUUCCCUUCCUUCAACCCACGCUUCUGACCGACAACCACUAACCGACCUCUCCAACAGCCGUCGCCGACAAAAUGGGUGCUACCGUUCCUACCAACGACCAGAUCCUGGUCCCCGAGACCCUUCUUAAGAAGCGCAAGUCUCAGGAGAAGGCCCGCGCUGAGCGCACCGACGCCAUUGAGAAGAAGAAGGCUGCCAACAAGGAGAAGCGUCAGGUCAUCUUCAAGCGUGCUGAGAAGUACGUCCAGGAGUACCGUGAUGCUGAGCGUGAGAAGAUCCGUCUUCACCGCGUCGCCAAGGCCGAGGACUCUGCUUUCGUCCCUGCCGAGGCUAAGCUGAUCUUCGUCGUCCGCAUCAAGGGUAUCAACAAGAUGCCCCCCAAGCCCCGCAAGAUCCUCCAGCUCCUCCGUCUCCUCCAGAUCAACAACGGUGUCUUCGUCAAGGUCACCAAGGCCAUCACUGAGAUGCUCAAGGUCGUCGAGCCCUGGAUCGCCUACGGUUACCCCAACCUGAAGACCGUCAAGGAGCUCGUCUACAAGCGUGGUUACGGAAAGGUCAACAAGCAGCGUGUUGCCCUCACCGACAACGCCAUCGUUGAGGAGAACCUCGGCAAGUAUGGCAUUGUCUGUGUUGAGGAUCUCAUCCACGAGAUCUACACUGUCGGCCCCAACUUCAAGCAGGCCUCCAACUUCCUCUGGCCCUUCAAGCUCUCCAACCCCACUGGUGGCUUCCGCCCCCGCAAGUUCAAGCACUUCAUCGAGGGUGGUGACCUUGGUAACCGCGAGGAGGCUAUCAACGCUCUCGUCCGCCAGAUGAACUAAGCGUUGGUUUUCUAAAAAAUGGCUUUUAAGGGAUCGGUCGUUAGGACCUAACGGAUUCAAAAAAGAUUUGCAUUUGACUGCUCGGCGUUCUUAUCAUGACAGGGGAUAUGGCAAUUGAUACCGUGAUUAAUGACACCCGAGUUUUCAAAUUAUUCUAUCAGUGACAUCCUGUGAUGUGAAGCAAUUGUGAAAAGUUUUCUCACGUGCCGUCUGCAUUCUCGCCAUACAUGGGAGGGGUAUUAAUAAUGCCAAUUAUACAUGUGGAGAACCACUUUUAAAUCUAUGGAUCUUGAAUCUCCAGGCCUCUAAAGGUUGAGUAUUCUACAUCUUGAUAUCAAAGCUUGUGCCACAACCACAGCUGCUGGUAGCAAGUGGGUUAUCAAUGAUCUUGAACUGCGAGCCGAUCAACUCCAUUGUAAAGUCGACUUUGCUGCCCUUGAGGAGAUCGAGAGAUGGCUCAUCGAGAAUGAUCUUAGGGCCCUCUUCCGAGGUUGUGGCCGGAUCAGCGUCAUCGGGAAUGUACUGGAAAAUCGUAUCGUCCUCGUUCACGAUGGAUGACCACUCGGCGGCGUCCUUGGCUGGUAAAGUAACAAGGCUCAUGAGAUAUUGGAAGCCAUGGCAACCACCACUCUCGACUUGGAUCCUUAGGGCGAGAUUCGGAUUGCCAUCCUUUUCCAUGAUCUUGUUGAGACGCUUUGAGAGUCAGCAGUGCCUCCAUGGGAUCUUCCCUUCUUGCAAUUACCUUGGCAGCUCGUUCAGUAAUUUCCAGCAUCAUCUCAUUGCCAUCCUCAUCUUGUUGGGGAUUCAAUAUAGCCCGUGUCUUCUGUCUGAUAGCAGUAGUCGAGAAUUGCCUCGUAGCUGUUUCCCUUGACUUAACGUCCCACGACCGUCUCGGACGAGCAUAUGUUCUGGAUUGCGCAAUGGUGAUAUGAGGGGUUCGUAGUCGAGAUGAGGGAGUGCAUCGUGGAAUAAGGAACUCGAGAGGCGUUGAGGUCUGGGGCGUCGUUGUGUAGCUUCGUCGUGCAAGUUGAAUAAAAGAAGUGGCGGUCGAUUGCGCAUUAGCGCAGUGGAUUCGAGCCAUUAUGAAAGUAACAAUUUGAAGGAAUUGAGGUUGUAAAGAUGAUGUUGGAGGGAAGUGGAAUUACGUAGCGCAUCUAUGCUGAGAAAUCCAUGUCACAGGCCGAUUCCGCUUGCCUCCCGGACCUCGAAAUUCUUCUACGGCCCGGAGACCGAGAGAACCUGGAGGGCAAGGUCCGGCUCAACGACGGAUAAGUCUCUUUUACCGCCG